AUGUCGGUCGAAGCCGAGAAGAACGAUGCGAAAGCAAAGACACCACAAGAUCCACCUGCACCAGCAGUCAUGAACGUUGUCAUUGCUGAGCUGGACAAAGAUACGCCUGCCAAUGUGCACCUUACUGAGAAGAAGCUAGAAGGGCUCGCGGUCGGAUCAGUUACUACUGAAGCUCAAGCAGAUGGAUCCGUGGGUCAUGAUUUGAACACUGCAAAGGAAGAGAAAAUGCCGAUCUCGAGUAGUAACGAAGACUCCGCGACAGACACUCACCUCGGAAGCGAUGAUCUCAAACCAGACUCUACGCAGGAACCGCAAAGCCAGUACCUCUUCAGACCACCCCAAACAAUAUUCAGCUCAAUCCGUAGCACACACCAAUCCCGUUCCUACGAGCAGAAGAUGUCCCGCAAACCCUCCAGACGCAAGCUCGAGAAUAAGGAUGAUGUUCGCGAUAUUCACGAUCGUAGCUAUCGGAACAUCCUAGAUCCCCGUGCAGGUCCACCAGAGCGCUUCAUGACUAUCACUGCCCAACAAACGUAUGGUUCCAAUCCACCAAGUCUAGAAGAACUUCGUGUUAGCGAUUAUGCCCUUAGUCUCAUUAGGCCCUUAUCGUUAGGUGAUACAUCAAAGCAAUUAUCCACGGCCGAUACCUCACAUCCAUUCAACGACAAUAAGCUAGUCGAUAGGAAGCCAGCAACUUCGUCACAGUCUAGCUUGCCCAGUAUUACGAAGAAGUUAGCUAGUGAACAGACGGCUGUUCCAACCAGCUUAAGAGGUGUCUCUAGCACUCCGAUCAAUCCAUCGCCAGCGAUCGGCAGAGAGAUAGACCUAGAAACACGUUCAGCCACAGGCGAGGUCUAG
Messenger RNA from Alternaria incomplexa, 858 nucleotides. RefSeq lists its product as uncharacterized. The transcript has a single exon. Lineage: Eukaryota; Fungi; Ascomycota; Dothideomycetes; Pleosporales; Pleosporaceae. The coding region runs from base 1 to 858 and encodes 285 amino acids. The record is from RefSeq and is a predicted model, not a curated record.